AUGGCUCGUGGGUUGUCGCAGCUCCUGCUGCUGCUUCUCGUCACCGCCACAUGGCGUACGUCUCCUCUCCAAGGCGCCGAAGCGAAGGGAUUGAGCCGGGCGUAUUACAAGGACUCGUGCCCGUACCUCGAGACGAUUGUCCGUGAGAUCGUCAUUGACGAGUACGACUUGCCGGAUUUCUUGCCCCGCUUCUCUCCUGAUCGCCUACAUUUGGCGCUCACGGCGUCCUUUUCUCCUCGUCUCGCCUACGGUCCGCAGGGUUGCGAUGGAUCGGUGCUGCUCAACUCAACGCCGGGCAACAAGGCAGAGAAGGACGCCCCGCCCAACCUGUCGCUGAACGGCUUCAACAUUAUCGACCGCAUCAAGACGGCCGUCGAGGCCAAGUGCCCCGGCGUCGUCAGCUGCGCCGACAUCGCCGCUCUCGCCGCGCGUGAUGGCGUCAGCCUGGCCGGCGGGCCGUACAUUAAGACCCAGCUGGGUCGCCGCGAUUCGCGCACGUCGAAGGCCGCUCUGGCGGUGAAGUUUCUGCCCGGGCACCAGAUGGACGUGAACGCGCUGCUGAGCAACUUCGCCGCCAUCAAUCUCACGCUCGUCGACCUCGUCACGCUCUCCGGCGGUCACACCAUCGGCGAGUCGCACUGCGACACCGUAGCGCACCGCAUCGCGCCCAACCGCGACCCGACGAUCGCGCGGUCCAUGCGGAAGUAUCUGGAAGGCCACUGCAAGGCGCCCAAGGUCGACGGCACUAUUCCCGUCGUCCUCGACAUCCGCACUUCUAAGCGGUUCGACAACCAGUAUUUCAAGAACCUGCAGCGCAAGUUCGGGCUUCUGACGAGCGACCAGGUGCUGGCGAUCGAUCCGCGCACCAAGGAUAUCGUGAACGAAUUCGCGGCGGACAAGAAGAGCUUCUUCCGCCACUUCCGCCGCUCUAUGUCGCGCGUGGCUGCUGCUGAAGAGCGCGUGCCUGGCAGGCACGCGCGUGCUGCGCAGAAGACGACGGCCGCCGCUGACGCGGCAGCCGUCUUGACCGCCGCUGACUCGGGUCAACCCGGGCCCACGACCCAGAAGCGCCAGCGCGCGGCACCCUCCGCUGACGUCACCCCAGUCAACACCCCCCCCCCCCCCUUUGACUACACAGCAGCUGCAGGCAUUACUCUCGAUAUUGCAGCAGCAUGCACCAUCAACUACAGCUACAUUGACGGAAGACGUUUCUGCUUCUGCUAA
Molecule: messenger RNA, 1224 nt
Organism: Closterium sp. Naga37s-1
Lineage: Eukaryota; Viridiplantae; Streptophyta; Zygnematophyceae; Desmidiales; Closteriaceae
Source: the annotation of a GenBank genome assembly